This is a messenger RNA of Quercus robur (English oak), 855 nucleotides long. Its product is annotated as dormancy-associated protein 2-like. Bases 108 to 590 code for a protein of 160 amino acids. Lineage: Eukaryota; Viridiplantae; Streptophyta; Magnoliopsida; Fagales; Fagaceae. The transcript has a single exon. The record is from RefSeq and is a predicted model, not a curated record.
CUAUCCUCAUGUAUAUUAUUCCUUCGCACAAAAACUCUCAUCACAUUCUCGUAAGCUCACUCAUCUUGAUCAAACAAAAAUAUAUAUAAAUAUACAUACAGUACACAAUGAAACCCAUAACAAGCUUUCUCUUAGCCAUUCUGGUCAUCACAGUCUCAGUCUCUCUGGCAACCCGACCCGAAUCUGACAGGUCAUUCUCAGCCCAGCUCAAACACUCCAAGGACAAACCCAACAACAACAACAACAACAAUAAAGGUGGUGAAAGUGGAAGUGGAGGUGGAACUGGAAAUGAUGGUGGCAUGGGCGGGUUCUUUAGUCCUGGAGGCGGGUUCAACAUACCUGGGUUUGGAAAUGGUGUUGGAGGCGGGUAUGGAGGCGGGUUUGGAGGUCCAAAUGGAGGGUACUCAAAAGGUGGUAUAAUAAGGCCCACAGUGGUGUGUAAAGACAAGGGUCCAUGUUACAACAAGAAGCUCACAUGUCCAGCCAAGUGCUUCACUUCCUACAGCAACUCAGGCAAGGGUUAUGGAGGUGGUGGUGGUGGUGGUGGCUGCACCAUGGAUUGCAAGAACAAAUGUAUUGCUUAUUGUUAGACCUUUGCUUACUAAUAGCACAGGCUUGCUUGUAAUAGUUUCUAUAAUCACUAGUAGUUAUCACUUAAGAGUAAGUAUGAGAUGUAGUUUGUAUAACAUAUGCUAUUAUUAUGUUAUAUUACAUAUAUGGUAUUUAUGUAAGAGUUUCCCUUUUUUUUUGUUUUUUUGUUUUUUUUGUUUUUGGUUACUCCAAACUAAAUUCCUACCUCUUAUUGGGCUCUAGGAUUUAUAAUAAAUAAAUAAGCGGAGAAUAUGUGGUGGCUUA